GCCAAAGGUUUCGGUGCUGCCGCUUCCGGCCCGGGUAAACGCUGCUUGAGGUAUGCUGCGUGGUCUGUGUGGUGCCGGGACAGCUCUCUGAGGACAAGUCAGCGGGCCAAGAGGCGAACACUGGCGUCUGGACUCAGAAGUCUGGAGUCUAGUGGGAAAAUCGGAAAAACAACCAGGAACUUGAAUACGGUCUAACCUCUUGUUUCCGAGGGGGUAACUUCCACGGGGAACCUCUCUGCCCUGGUAACGGCCAAAGAGGAGAUGGCGCCAGUCAGGGAGCGGCUGUGGCCGACACAGUGAGGAAGCGCGAAGGCGGAGCAAUCGGAGAAGCCUCGGGAGAAGAGCCAGAGCCCGUCGCUGCCGCCACAACCACUACUACCAUGGAAGGGGCAAAGCCGACAUUGCAGCUCGUGUACCAGGCUGUGCAGGCGCUCUACCACGACCCAGAUCCCAGCGGAAAGGAGCGCGCCUCGUUUUGGCUUGGGGAGCUGCAGCGUUCGGUUCAUGCAUGGGAGAUUUCAGACCAAUUGUUACAGAUCCGGCAAGAUGUGGAAUCGUGCUAUUUUGCUGCACAGACCAUGAAAAUGAAGAUUCAGACCUCAUUUUAUGAGCUCCCCACAGACUCUCAUGCCUCUUUACGGGACUCAUUACUAACCCAUAUCCAGAACUUGAAAGACUUGUCACCUGUUAUUGUAACACAGCUGGCUUUAGCAAUAGCAGACCUUGCCCUACAGAUGCCUUCCUGGAAGGGAUGUGUACAAACAUUGGUGGAAAAAUAUAGCAAUGAUGUAACUUCUCUGCCUUUUCUACUGGAGAUCCUUACAGUGUUACCUGAAGAAGUACAUAGUCGUUCCUUACGAAUUGGAGCUAACCGGCGUACAGAAAUUAUAGAAGAUUUGGCCUUCUAUUCUAGUACAGUGGUAUCUCUAUUGGUGACUUGUGUAGAAAAAGCAGGAACAGAUGAAAAAAUGCUUAUGAAGGUCUUUCGCUGUUUGGGAAGUUGGUUUAACUUAGGAGUUUUAGACAGUAACUUCAUGGCUAACAAUAAGUUACUAGCUCUCCUUUUUGAAGUUUUGCAACAGGAUAAGACCUCAUCCAACCUACAUGAAGCUGCUUCAGACUGCGUGUGCUCAGCUCUUUACGCCAUUGAGAAUGUGGAAACCAACCUGCCAUUAGCCAUGCAACUUUUUCAAGGAGUCCUGACAUUGGAGACUGCCUAUCACAUGGCUGUGGCACGUGAAGAUUUAGACAAAGUUCUGAAUUACUGCCGUAUUUUCACUGAACUAUGUGAAACUUUUCUUGAAAAAAUUGUUUGUACUCCAGGCCAAGGCCUUGGAGACCUACGGACUCUGGAACUGCUUCUUAUCUGUGCAGGACACCCUCAAUAUGAGGUAGUAGAAAUUUCCUUUAACUUUUGGUACCGACUAGGGGAGCAUUUGUACAAAACUAAUGAUGAAGUUAUUCAUGGCAUCUUCAAAGCUUACAUUCAAAGGCUGCUUCAUGCCUUGGCUCGCCACUGCCAGCUGGAACCAGAUCAUGAGGGGGUUCCUGAGGAGACUGAUGACUUUGGGGAGUUUCGGAUGAGGGUUUCAGACCUGGUGAAGGACUUGAUUUUCUUGAUUGGGUCUAUGGAGUGUUUUGCUCAGUUAUAUUCUACUCUGAAAGAAGGCAACCCACCCUGGGAGGUGACAGAAGCGGUUCUCUUUAUCAUGGCUGCUAUAGCAAAGAGUGUUGAUCCGGAGAACAAUCCAACACUUGUGGAGGUCCUAGAAGGAGUUGUCCGUCUUCCAGAGACUGUACAUACAGCUGUGCGAUACACCAGCAUUGAAUUGGUUGGAGAGAUGAGUGAAGUGGUUGAUCGAAAUCCUCAGUUCCUUGACCCUGUGUUGGGCUAUUUGAUGAAAGGCCUGUGUGAAAAGCCUCUGGCCUCUGCUGCAGCCAAAGCCAUUCAUAACAUUUGCUCUGUCUGCCGAGACCACAUGGCUCAGCACUUUAAUGGACUCCUGGAGAUUGCCCGUUCCCUUGAUUCCUUCAUGUUGUCUCCAGAAGCUGCUGUGGGCUUGCUAAAAGGGACAGCACUUGUCCUAGCCAGAUUACCUUUGGAUAAGAUUACUGAAUGUCUUAGUGAACUAUGUUCUGUUCAGGUUAUGGCAUUGAAAAAGCUGUUGUCUCAGGAGCCCAGCAACGGCAUAUCCUCAGAUCCCACUGUGUUCUUAGAUCGCCUUGCAGUAAUAUUUCGACACACCAAUCCCAUUGUGGAAAAUGGACAGACUCAUCCAUGCCAAAAAGUCAUACAGGAAAUAUGGCCAGUUUUAUCUGAGACUCUAAAUAAGCACCGGGCUGAUAAUCGAAUUGUAGAGCGUUGUUGCAGGUGCCUCCGUUUUGCUGUUCGCUGUGUAGGCAAAGGAUCUGCAGCCCUGCUGCAGCCACUAGUCACACAGAUGGUGAAUGUUUACCAUGUACAUCAGCAUUCCUGUUUCCUGUACCUUGGUAGUAUCCUUGUGGAUGAGUAUGGCAUGGAAGAGGGCUGUCGGCAGGGACUACUAGACAUGCUCCAGGCACUGUGCGUCCCUACCUUUCAGCUCUUAGAACAGCAGAAUGGGCUCCAGAAUCACCCUGACACUGUGGAUGACCUGUUCAGGCUAGCCACCAGGUUUAUUCAGCGUAGCCCUGUUACCUUGCUGAGGAGCCAAGUUGUCAUCCCUAUCUUACAGUGGGCCAUUGCCUCUACUACCCUGGACCACCGGGAUGCCAAUUGUAGUGUCAUGAGGUUCCUGCGAGACCUCAUCCAUACAGGGGUAGCCAAUGAUCAUGAAGAAGACUUUGAAUUACGGAAAGAAUUGAUUGGACAGGUGAUGAACCAGCUUGGACAGCAACUUGUAAGCCAGCUGCUUCACACAUGCUGCUUUUGUCUCCCCCCAUACACCCUACCAGAUGUGGCUGAAGUGCUCUGGGAGAUCAUGCAGGUUGACAGACCGACUUUUUGUCGAUGGUUAGAGAAUUCCUUGAAAGGUUUGCCAAAGGAGACAACGGUGGGAGCUGUCACAGUGACACACAAACAACUUACAGAUUUCCACAAACAAGUCACUAGGAGGAAACCUUGAGCAGCCUGUUCAACUAGAAAAUCGCUGACUGACUGAGACUUACUUGCUGGACUGGGCUUUAUAAACAAAAUCUGCUUUUGGAAAAGAAUGAGGAAACCAGGGUUACCUAAGUUAGCUCAGCUCAUAGAGUUAAAAUGAUCCACCUUAGUGCUGAGGAAUGUAAACAAGUUUGCUGGGCCUUGCGAGACUUCACCAGGUUGUUUCGAUAGCUCACACUCCUGCACUGUGCCUGUCACCCAGGAAUGUCUUUUUAAAUUAGAAGACAGGAAGAAAACAAAAACCAGACCUGUGUCCCACAAUCAGAAACCUCCAUUGUGGCAGAGGGGCCUUCACCGCCACCAGGGCGUCCCGCCAGACAGGGAGAAACUCCAGCCUUCCAAGGCCAUCCUGAGGAGUUCCUGUUUGGGGGUGUGAGGGAAAAUCAGCGCGGUUUAGAAAAGAUGGCUGCAGCCUGUCCGGCGUGGUGGGAGGUGAGCUGGUUUCCUGGUGAACUUGUUUCUAAAAGGAAAAAUAAUUUUAAGAAAAUAAAAAAGGAAAAAAAAAAAAAAGGAAAACUAA
Messenger RNA from Hippopotamus amphibius kiboko, 3662 nucleotides. It is a transcript of the gene TNPO3, whose product is annotated as transportin 3. The coding region runs from base 381 to 3104 and encodes 907 amino acids. The record is from RefSeq and is a predicted model, not a curated record. Gene Ontology annotation, cellular component: nuclear membrane; cytoplasm. NCBI's taxonomy places the organism in Eukaryota, Metazoa, Chordata, Mammalia, Artiodactyla, Hippopotamidae. The transcript is spliced from 24 exons. Gene Ontology annotation, biological process: protein import into nucleus.